AUGAGGUUUACCCUCAAUGAAUGACAAGGACAUUAAAUACACUUCGCUUUGUUCUCGAUGAUAUAAGAGAAAACAUUUUGUACCUGUUGUAGCAGUGUUGGGUUUGAAGUCACACUUAAGCUUCUUAAGAUGAAACAAAUAAUCGGAUUUGCGGGAUUCGGACUCGCCUGUCUCAACAGCUUGUUCAGCAUACUUGCUCUUGCACUGAAGGUGUGGAUGGAAAAAGGGGAUGGCUAUGAAUCGAGAACGUAUGGAUUAUGGAAAUCUUGUUAUGAAACCCCGCAAGUGUCCAAGUGUGACGAUAUACCACCUGUAGCACAGGUGCUCGUUUUUCGAGGUUUCGUUGCCGUGGGCAUGGUGCUGAUGUUUGGAGCUGCAGUAACGGCUGGUCUGCGAGUGUUUCUCAUGAAAGACAGGAGAAUACUUUACCUGGCCACUGUUGGAUUAUCAUCAGCUGCCGGUUUUUGCUUACUCAUCGGCUUCGCUGCCUACGCUUCCUACUCUGGAGACCUUAUUGAUAUCGGUUUUACUUACGUUGGCGGAUUUGGCCUUUGCGUGGUUGCCUGGUUGUUCAGCUGGAUCCAGGCUGGGAUCUUCUUUGUACACGGACGCUUGCCAGAGUCACCAGCAUAGUUGGCGAGCAUUCCAACACAACGCGAGCCAUUUACUAAAUAGAAACAGUGUAAAUUGAACGCUUGUAUUGUAAAAAAAAGAUAUGAUUUGUAGGGAACAAAAAUGCGUCUAAAAACCCGGAUAGACUUUUUAAAUGUGUUAUUGUUUUAGAUUAUUAAAUGAAUGAGCUAUAUUCUUAAUAAUUCAUUAUACUUUUUGUGUUCAACUAUAUUUUUGAUAAUUCAUUCUUAAGUAAAAACUAACAAAUGAACAAAUAAGUAUGUGUUGUUAUAAGCGUUAUAUCUUAU
Dreissena polymorpha is the source of this 920-nucleotide messenger RNA. RefSeq lists its product as uncharacterized. Lineage: Eukaryota; Metazoa; Mollusca; Bivalvia; Myida; Dreissenidae. The coding region runs from base 130 to 633 and encodes 167 amino acids. The record is from RefSeq and is a predicted model, not a curated record. The transcript is spliced from 4 exons.